UAAUAAACCAAGCUCCACAAUGUUACACGUGGUGAGUCACCCCGAAUGAGAACAUAUUAAUCAAGCGACCUCUACAGGCAUUUGUUUGAGAAUUUAUUUAAGAAGGGAGCAUCUUUAAAGGGUGAUUGACACACAAAGCAGGUGUGUCCAGCUGCACACUGACAUCAUACAGGAAUUUUGUCCAUAGUCAUGAUGAGCGAAGGGGCAUCUGGAGACAUCACUGGUUUGGAGCUGGAGGGAGUGAUUGGGACAGAGGAGACCCCAGUGAACACGCUUCAGAGAUCAGCAGAGGAGGAGGGAACCACCACUCGGAGGAAGAGGAAGAAGAAAAAGAAAGAGAUCAUCUACCGCUCUGACCUGGAGGAUGAUGACGCUGGGGAGGGGACCUCUGCGAAUGUGGAUGGAGCCUUUAGUCCUCCACCUGACGAAGAAGAAGAGGAUAUCCCUCCUGACAGCCGUUUCGUGACCCUGACUGGCACCAUCACACGAGGAAAGCGGAAAGGCCAAAUGGUGGACAUCUAUAUGACCCUUACUGACAAAGAGCUGAGAGACAUGGCUCGAUCCAAAGAGCGUUUAGAUGCAGAAUGUGAUGGGCUCGAGGAAGCCAAGCAAAAACCCUGCGCGCUGGGGGUCAGCCAGGGCCCUCAUGUUCUUCUCUGGAGCCUUUCCUGCUCCCCGUUCAUCUUCCUUCUCUCUUUCAUCACGUCGUUUUACUACGGAACGCUCACCUGGUACAACGUCUUCCUGGUUUACAAUGAGGAACGCAGCUUUCUGCACAAGAUCACGGUGUGUCCCUUGCUCAUUCUGUUAUAUCCGGUUCUGAUCAUGGCGUUGUCUCUUUGUAUGGGGGUGUACGCCGCCGUGACCCAGCUCUCCUGGGUGUUUGGGGAAUGGUGGCUGGCGGUGAGGGACCUGGAGAAGGGCUUCUGUGGGUGGAUGUGUGGAAAGAUGGGGUUGGAGGACUGCGCCCCGUACAAUGUGGUUGAGCUGCUGGACUCUGACACUCUCUCCGGGACCCUCCGGGGGAAGAGGAUGGAUGAUGUUGAACACACUUCUACUUUGUGAACGCAAAAACAUGGAAUAACGUUCUGGGUUUAAUAUAAAUUAAGCUCUGUCAACAGCAUCUGUAGCAUGCUGUCGAUUUUAAUUUUUUUUUAACUUAUUUUGCUC
Molecule: messenger RNA, 1170 nt
Organism: Rhinichthys klamathensis goyatoka
Lineage: Eukaryota; Metazoa; Chordata; Actinopteri; Cypriniformes; Leuciscidae
Gene: tmem169a
Product: transmembrane protein 169a
Exons: 3
Coding region: 190-1065 (291 amino acids)
Source: RefSeq, a predicted model, not a curated record